UAUCUUAUAUAUAUAAAAUCUAAUGUCAGAUUUUUGUCCGCGAUGGACGCCGAAACUACUGAACCGAAUUUUAUGAAAUUUGGCAUAAAUGUGCGAUUAGGUCUAACUUAGAACAUAGGAUAGUUUUUAUUUUGAUUGAUGGCCUUAUUUAUUUUUUAUAAUAUAAAAUAAAUAAAUAUAAAUAAUUAUUUUCUCAUAGAUGGCGUUAUGAAACGGUAUUAAAGUUAUGUAAGUGUCCAAUAGAUAGCGCCUGUCCACGUGUAUUUUCUUUCAAUAAUUGUAAUUGUAAUGACAAUAGAACGAUCAAGAAUCUUCGCGACGGAUAGGCAACCAAAAUACAUAUAUGCACGAAUAUUCUCGAUCGGCCAUAAAAAGAAUAUUCUAGACCCACUACACACUAUAAAACGGCGCAACAUAAUUAUAACGAUAUAUAUUUUGUGUUUGUAAUAAUUUGUGAUCUCUGCUAAGACACGUUAAUUUUUUUGUAAAUUUUGCGUAUAUAUUACUGAAUAACAUCGCGCAAAUUGAUUUGGAUAUUGAUUAAGUAAGUUCGACUUUAUUUCUUUUUAUCUUUUGUAUGUAUUUAAUUAUUAAUUGAACAUAUUUAUAUUUAUUUUAAAAAAAAAUUAUCAUAGUUCAAAUAAUACUUAUAAUAGUAGUAUUAUAAGUAUUAUUAUAAUAAUUUUAUGUUAUUUUUUCAUCGUAACCGGUUCGAAAUUUAUUUAUUUAAUAUUUUUGUAGUAAAAUGCCACCGAAAAAAUCGAACCUUUCCGCGAGUAGUAGAGAGGCACGGCGCAAACGUGCAAAAAGAAGUUUUCGGUCAGCACAGCAACAUGAAGAACAUGAAAGACAGCGAACCAGUCGCGAAUUACAACUUGGAUCAUUUGUUCGUCUUGCCUUUGAAUAUGCACCGGAUAUUAAUUACUCUGCGCAUUCUUUAAUUUCCAUCGGUGAAAUGAACAAAGUAUGCCAAUAUUGUCAGGCGUUGAAAUUCCCCAAUGAAACACCUGGACUGUGUUGCGCAUCAGGAAAAGUUGUACUGGAGCCGCUUCCAUCUCCGCUGGAACCUUUACAAUCACUUCUUGCUGGCCAAUCUGAUGAUUCAAAAUUAUUUUUGAGCAAGAUUCGUAAGUUUAAUUCUUGCUUCCAAAUGACGUCUUUUAGGGCAACAAAAAUUUGUGAUCUCACAUCCGAUGGUAAUUACUUCGAAUCUACAUUUAAGAUACAAGGUCAGGUUUAUCAUCAAAUUGGGUCAUUGAUGCCGAUGCCUGAUACUGAACCGAAGUUUCUGCAAAUCUAUUUUAUGGGAAAUUGUGAAGAACGCGUAUCAACCCGCUGUGUUCAUAAUUUUAUUGAACGAGCAGAUGAGAGAGCAAUUGUGGAAUCAUUGGAAAUUUUUUUAGAAAAUCGAAACCAACUUAUUCAGUUGUUCAAACGUGUAUCGCCACAAUUAUUAAACGACAACUAUCAAAUUGUUAUUAAGGCUGAUAGAGUACCAUCAGGAGAGCAUGCUGGAAGGUUCAACGCGCCCACCGUAGACGAAGUAGCAGUUAUUAUGGCCGGUGAUCCAGCUGACAGCCGAGCCAUCAAAAUUACACGUCGAGACAACACCAUAAGCAUAAUUUCAGACACUCACCGUUCCUACGAUGCACUACAAUAUCCGCUGAUAUUUUGGGCAGGACAGGAUGAAUAUCACAUUAAUAUUAAACAGCGUAAUUCAACUACUGGUCGUGAAACAAACAAAAAAGUUAGUUCAAUGAACUACUAUGCCCAUCGAUUGAUGAUAAGACGUAAUCAGGAUAAUUAUAUUCUUCGAUAUCGCCAGCUAUUCCACCAAUAUGUUGUCGAUAUGUACGCAAAGAUUGAAAGUGAACGUUUGCGAUAUAUUCGAUUCAAUCAGGCUAAAUUAAGAUCAGAAGAAUACAUCCACUUACGAGAUGCUAUUAAUGGACAUGUCGAUGAACAAAUAAAUAUAAACGAUAUAGGUAAUGCAUUUAUUUUACCCUCGAGUUUUAUUGGUAGUCCACGGCACAUGCAGGAAUAUACACAAGAUGCAAUGACUUAUGUACGUCAUUACGGCCGUCCAGAUUUAUUUAUUACAUUUACAUGUAAUCCGAAAUGGGAAGAAAUAAAAAAUCUGCUAUUACCAGGCCAACAAUCGACACAUCGUCAUGAUAUUACUGCGCGCGUGUUCAAACAAAAAUUAAAAUCAUUGAUGAAUUUCAUUGUGAAAUAUUCGGUUUUUGGUGAAGUACGUUGCUGGAUGUAUUCAGUCGAAUGGCAAAAGCGCGGUUUGCCCCAUGCACAUAUCCUGAUUUGGCUUGAAGAUAAAAUCCAUCCAGAAGAAAUUGAUCAAAUAAUUUCUGCCGAAAUUCCAGAUCCAUCAAUCGAUCAGGAAUUAUUUCAUAUUGUUACCAGUCACAUGAUUCACGGACCCUGUGGUGUUUUCAACAUGAUAUCUCCAUGCAUGGAGGAUGGAAAAUGUAAAAAAAAAUUCCCAAAACAAUGUAUUAAUGAUACUAUUACAGAUAUUGACGGUUAUCCAUUGUAUCGACGUAGAAACGCUGAGAAUGGUGGCCACACAUUCACGAUGCGAAUGUCAAAUGCUAUCGAAGUUGAAAUCGAUAAUCAAUGGGUGGUACCAUACUCACCACUACUUUCAAAAACAUACAAAGCUCAUAUAAAUGUUGAGUUUUGUAGUUCUGUGAAGUCUAUAAAAUACAUUUGCAAAUACGUUAACAAAGGCAAUGAUUUGGCAGUAUUCGAAGUUCAAAAUGUAAAUAAAAAUGAUGAAAUAACACAGUACCAAAUGGGUAGAUAUAUCAGUAGUAAUGAAGCUAUCUGGCGCAUAUUUAGUUUUCCUGUACACGAUAAAGAGCCAGCUGUGCAGCAUCUUGCUGUACAUCUUGAAAACGGACAACGUGUAUAUUUCACUAAAGAAAAUAUUUUCCAACGAGCACUUCAGCCACCGAAAACAACACUUACUGAAUUUUUCACAUUGUGUCAAAAAACCGAUGUUUUUGGCCAGUUCGCACGCACACUAUUGUAUACAGAAGUUCCACGUUAUUUUACAUGGAACACAUCAGGCAAAAAAUGGGAGCCACGUAAGCAAGGUGAACCACAUCCAACAAUCCCCGGUGUAUUAAAAGCCAAGACAUUAGGACGACUUUACACAGUACAUCCAAAACAACGUGAAUGUUUCUUUUUACGUUUGUUGUUAAUCAAUGUUCCAGGACCCACAUCUUUUGAAUUUUUGCGCACCGUUAACGGUCGAGUGUUUAAUUCAUAUCAAGAUACAUGUCGCGUAUUGAAAUUGCUGGAAGACGACAAUCAUUGGGAUCUCACGCUUGCUGACGCAGCGUUAGUAUCCACGCCAAAUACCAUUCGUCAACUGUUUGUAAUUAUUUUGACAACAUGUUAUCCAACACGAUCAUCGACUUUAUGGGAAAAAUACAAAAACUAUAUGACUGAAGAUAUUCUGCACCGAAUAAGACAGACAACUCAAAAUCAAGAUCUAGAUUACACGCCAGAAAUGUAUAACGAAGCAUUAAUGUUGAUUGAGGAUUCAUGUAUUCUAAUUUCUAAUUUACCACUUGCUCAUUAUGGUUUGCCGUCGCCUAAUCGCCCGGCCAUCGACUUGGUUAACACUGAUGUUCUGCGAGAAAAACAAUAUAAUAACGUUGAAUUAGCUGCAUUUGUUACAAAUAAUGAACCUCUAAUGACAGCUCAACAAAAAAAUAUUUAUACUCAAAUUAUGAUGGCUGUUGAUGCUAAACAAGGUGGCUUCUUUUUCUUAGAUGCACCAGGUGGAACUGGUAAGACAUUUUUAAUAUCUAUUAUCUUAGCAAAGAUACGAUCGCAAGGAAAAAUUGCUCUAGCAAUUGCAACGUCGGGCAUUGCGGCCACUCUGUUAGAUGGUGGGCGAACGGCACAUUCAGCACUCAAGCUGCCAUUAGACAUUCAUAAUAAACCAUAUGCAAUAUGUAACAUAAAAAAAAUAAGCGGAAUGGCUACAGUAAUGCGAAACAGUUCGAUAAUUAUUUGGGAUGAAUGUACAAUGGCCCACAAACAUGCAUUGGAAGCAUUGCAUAGAACUUUACAAGAUUUUAAUGGCAAUGACAAACUAUUCGGUGGUGCUGUUUUACUAUUGUCUGGUGAUUUCCGACAGACAUUGCCAGUUAUUCCACGCUCUACUUUUGCCGAUGAAAUUAAUGCGUGUUUAAAACAGUCAUUUUUAUGGCAAAAUGUCGAAACAGUUCGAUUGACCAUUAACAUGCGUGUGCAAUUGCAAAACGACUCAUCAGCACAAAUAUUUUCUGAGCAAUUGCUGGACAUUGGCAAUGGUAGAAUAACAUUGCAUCCAAAUACACAAUGCAUUAAAUUGCCAGAUAACUUCUGCACAUUUGUCGAGACAAAAUCAGAAUUGAUCGAAAAGGUUUUCCCGGCUAUACUGAAUAAUUACACAAACCACGAUUGGCUUAGUGAGCGUGCAAUCUUAGCCGCAAGAAAUGUCGAUGUCGAUGAAAUUAACUUCCACAUACAGCAGUUGAUACCGGGUGAUAUGGUAUCGUUUAAGUCGAUCGAUAGUGUUGUUGAUGAAGACGAAGCUGUACAAUACCCAACAGAAUUUUUAAACUCUCUGGAUAUACCAGGAAUGCCACCACACAAUCUACAGUUAAAAAUUGGAUCACCGAUUAUUUUAUUACGUAAUUUGAAUCCACCCAGACUAUGCAAUGGUACACGUUUGGUCAUCAAAAAAAUUACCGGAAAUAUUAUUGAAGCAACCAUUUUAACAGGAAGAUUUAAAGGGGAAAUUGUUCUAUUGCCACGUAUCCCAAUGAUUCCGUCAGAUACCACAUUACCAUUCAAAAGGCUUCAAUUUCCUGUUCGAUUAGCAUACGCAAUAACCAUUAACAAGUCUCAAGGCCAGACAAUGUCCGUUUGCGGUUUAGAUUUAGAAAAUCCAUGCUUCUCCCACGGUCAACUUUAUGUUGCAUGUUCACGGGUUGGUAAACCGUCAAAUUUGUUUAUAUUAACUAAAAACAAAUUAACUAAAAAUAUUGUACACCAAAUAGUACUCAAUUAAAUAUUAUUAUCUAUAUAACUGUUUGGAAAAAAAAAACAACCUUUAAUACUAAUUCAUUUUUUAAAAAUGUUCGAGUUUCAGUUAAAUAAACAAUAAUAUCAACAAACAUUUUUUUGGUCGUUCAUCAUUGAAAAAUUGUGUUCAAUGAUUAUCUCCGAUAACUCAGAUUCAAAAAUUUUAUAAGUAUUUGCAUGGUUAUGCUACAUAUUUGAAAAUAAUAUAUUAAUAUAAUAUUAUAUAAUAAUAUAUUAUAUUAAUCAAGCCACACCCAAACGUGGCCGGGUCAGCUAUUUAUGUAUAAAACAAUUUAAACGGCAAAACAACGUUUGCCGGGACAGCUAGUAUAUAUAU
Daktulosphaira vitifoliae (grape phylloxera) is the source of this 5437-nucleotide messenger RNA. RefSeq lists its product as uncharacterized. The coding region runs from base 746 to 5086 and encodes 1446 amino acids. Gene Ontology annotation, molecular function: DNA helicase activity. Gene Ontology annotation, biological process: DNA repair; telomere maintenance. The transcript is spliced from 2 exons. Lineage: Eukaryota; Metazoa; Arthropoda; Insecta; Hemiptera; Phylloxeridae. The record is from RefSeq and is a predicted model, not a curated record.